UCAAAGCAAAGCAUCCUCUCCUCCCCCCCUCCGCCCCACCGCCCCACCCCCCGUCCUCCGGCGUUAAUCCAGAUUGCCGGUGUCUUUGCUGCAGUCCACGCUGCGGUCCUGAGCCUGCACGGGUGUGGGGGGGGCAUCGCCGCGUCCACAUGAGACAGACAUGCUCGCCUUCGUGCUGGUGUCCUGCUCGCUGUGGAUCAUUUUGGAGCUGAGUUCCACGCUGGUGGAGAAGAUGCAGGCCCAGGAGAUGAUGAGCGGCCUGAGGGUACCAGAGAUGGAGGAGCUGGGCCAGUUCUUCCGCUCGCUGCCCACCUCCACGCUGGUGGGAAUCGGCGCUCUGGCCGCCAUGCUGGCCUACUGGCUGGCCACCAGGCCCCGCCCCAUCAAGCCGCCGUGCAGUCUCCUCCACCAGUCUGAGGAGGUGCCGCACGAAGACGGGGGUCGGCGGUCCAUGAUGGGUGACCCUUCCAAGCUGCUGACCCACUACCAUGACGACGCCAGGACCAUGUACGAGGUCUUCCAGCGAGGGCUCCACAUAUCAGGUGACGGACCCUGCCUGGGCUCGCGACUCCCCAACCAGCCUUACAAGUGGAUGUCCUACAAGGAGGUGACGUCCCGGGCCGAGCAUCUGGGCUCGGGCCUCCUGCACCAGGGCUGCCAGCCCAACCCCGACCAGUUCAUCGGAGUCUUUGCCCAGAACAGGCCAGAGUGGAUCAUCUCGGAGUUGGCGUGCUACACCUACUCCAUGGUGGUGGUGCCGCUGUACGACACGCUGGGUCUUGACGCCAUACGCUUCAUCAUUAACACAGCCGACAUCUCCACCGUCAUCUGCGACAAGACGGACAAGGCCCAGGUGCUGCUGGCUAACGUGGAGCGCGCCGAGACGCCGGGCCUGCGCCGCAUCGUUCUCAUGGACGCCUUGGACGCCGCCUUGGUGGAGCGAGGCCGCGACUGCGGCGUCCACGUGCAGGCCCUGCAGGAAGUGGAGGCGCUGGGCAGGGAGCACCACGCCAAACCCUCCCCGCCAUCACCUGAUGACCUCUCCAUCGUCUGCUUCACCAGUGGAACCACAGGAAACCCAAAGGGGGUCAUGCUCACCCAUGGGAACGUGGUGGCGGACUUCUCGGGCUUCCUCAAAGUGACAGACAAAGUCAUCUUCCCCAACCAGGACGACUGCCUCAUCUCCUUCCUGCCGCUGGCUCACAUGUUCGAGCGCCUCAUUGAGUCGGUGGUGUACUGUCACGGGGGGCGGAUAGGCUUCUACCAGGGCGACAUCCGCCUCCUCCCCGACGACAUGAAGGUCCUGCGGCCCACCAUCUUCCCCGUGGUGCCUCGCCUGCUCAACCGCAUGUACGACAAGAUUUUCAGCCAGGCCAACACGCCGUUGAAGCGUUGGCUGCUCAACUUUGCUGCCAAGAGAAAAGGCGCCGAGGUCAGCAGCGGCAUCAUUCGCAGCGACAGCGUCUGGGACAAGAUCUUCUUCAGCAAGAUCCAGGCCAGCCUGGGCGGGAGACUGAGGAUGAUCAUAACGGGAGCGGCUCCGACAUCGCCGACCGUGCUCGGAUUCCUCAGAGCAGCUCUAGGAUGCCAGGUGUACGAGGCGUACGGGCAGACGGAGUGCACGGCGGGCUGCACCUACACCACACCUGGAGACUGGACGCCAGGCCACGUGGGGGCGCCGCUGCCUUGCAACCUCAUCAAGCUGGUGGACGUCCCCGACAAGAACUACUUUGCCUCCAAAGGGGAGGGGGAGGUGUGCGUGAAGGGACCCAACGUGUUCAAGGGCUACCUCAAAGACCCCGAGAGGACGGCGGAGACGCUGGACGGGGACGGUUGGCUCCACACGGGCGACAUCGGCAAAUGGCUUCCCAACGGAACGCUGAAGAUCGUGGACAGGAAGAAGCACAUCUUCAAGCUGGCGCAGGGCGAGUACAUCUCCCCUGAGAAGAUCGAGAACAUCUACAUCAGGAGUCAACCCGUGGCCCAGCUCUACGUGCACGGAGACAGCCUCCAGUCCUGCUUGGUGGGCAUCGUGGUGCCCGACCCCGAGGCCAUGCCCGAGUGGGCCAAGAAGAGGGGCAUCCUGGGCACCUACAAGGACCUCUGUAAAAACACGGAGCUUAAGAAGGCCAUCCUUGAGGAUUUGGUGCGUUUGGGCAAAGCCGGCUGUCUGCACUCCUUUGAGCAGGUGAAGAACAUCUACAUCCACAACGAGAUGUUCUCCAUCGAGAACGGCCUGCUGACGCCCACACUGAAGGCCAAGCGCCCCGAGCUGAGGGAGUACUUCAAGGAGAAGAUUGAGCACCUCUACAGCAGCAUCUCCAUGUGAACGCCACAACCACGUAUCCCCCGUGGCAUCUGGACACCAAAAACAAAAAACCAACAAAAAAAGCCACUUCCUGCGGGGCUGCUGUAGCUGAUCAGAGCCCGGCAGCAAAAAAACAAACAGUCACGCUCCAUUCAUGCACAUAGACGCCACCCAUCUGCACUUCGUCCAUGCCGGCCCCCGGAAGACCGCCCGCCUGAUGAGGACGUGGCCCCUGCAGCUCAUGCCGCUCUCUGCCAUCCCUUUUGCCCCGAGCGUCAGGACCAGGCAUGGAAAGAAGAAAAGCGGGCGUGUGCUUUGCUAAACAUCAGUCAGCGUUCACCUUGCAUCCUUUUCUUUUCACACAAGUCACGUAGAAGCUUCACAGGGCUGAUUCCCCCAAAGCGUCACCAGAGGUGGGUGGACGUACGUGCGCCAGGACGGCGACACCUAGACGUUAGCGUGUUUAUUACUCCUCAGCGCUCUCAAUCACCGCCAGGAUUUGGACUUGUACUUUUUUCAAGAGUGUCUAGUGACACCGAUUGUACUUUCUUGAACUUUUCAAUUUUUUUUUUUGCAGUCCCAAAAAAUCGGCACCAUAUCCUUGUAAUAACCAGCGGGGGUGGGGAGGAGUUGGGGUCAUCAAAUAAAGACA
Molecule: messenger RNA, 2960 nt
Organism: Doryrhamphus excisus (bluestripe pipefish)
Lineage: Eukaryota; Metazoa; Chordata; Actinopteri; Syngnathiformes; Syngnathidae
Gene: acsl6
Product: acyl-CoA synthetase long chain family member 6
Biological process (GO): long-chain fatty acid metabolic process
Cellular component (GO): endoplasmic reticulum; membrane
Molecular function (GO): long-chain fatty acid-CoA ligase activity
Source: RefSeq, a predicted model, not a curated record